CUUUUCGAGUGCCGGGUCAUCCAAAGGGUCAUACCAUCUCUAGGCUCGCAAGUAACAUAACGCACUAGAGGCACUGUUGUAAUGCUUCCCCACCUUGACGAACCACCCAAAAGGCUCCCCAUGGGAGCUGCAGAUCUUGGGGAUGGAUACGCACUACUCUGCAAGAGAGAACGGACACCCUCUUUUCCACAAGGAGCUGAAAAAGAGGCCAUUCAAUUCUUCCUUAAUGGCCCUUCACCAAGAUUCUUCAAGUGGGCUCGGCUCAAACUGCCUAACGGUCAGAUUGCGCGUUCACUGUGGCGAGAAUCUUUGAGACCUCCAGAUAGACUACCAGUCUGUCGAAAUGUCAAGUUCACUCUCGACGGCACCAUAAGAUUCGGAGAAGUUCGUUAUUUCACUCGUCUUGUUGUCCGAGGUGAUGGUGAAGAUCAAUGGGUCUUUGUUGAUGUUGCCAUCGUCACGGUGUAUUCACUCCCUGACCCGAACCUUCUCAAGUCGACGUCUCCCACUCCAGCAUCCAGCACAUCUCACGGCGACAACGAGAUACGCGUGAUUAAUGUCAAAUGUAUCACGGACGUUAUACCAACGACACUUGUAAAGCCCCCUCCUGCUACCGUUGUUACUGUUCCGCCUGGGGGGCCCUCUUCGACUACCUCCAACGCCUCUUUCGUAUCUGGAUCGACAGGACCAGGGUCCCCUAGUGACGCCCCCCACGCUGCUGCAUCAUCAAAGAGACCUCGCAAAAUGCGACCAGGUCCUAAGAAGUAUGGACGGAACUUAUGCGCGUCUCGCUGGCUUAAACAAGUCACCCUAUCCGGUUCCGCCCAGGACUUCAAUAUAUACUACUCUCAAUUAAAUUACGAACAGAUCAAGGUCUGUUGUCGCCGCUUUUAUUGAGCGCCGCUGGCCUUUUUCUUGGCAGGCUUAUGAUACUGAGGCCGCGCAGCUAGUAGGCUCAGCCUGAGUGACUCUCAGUUUUUGAUUGCUGAU
Messenger RNA from Suillus paluster, 990 nucleotides. RefSeq lists its product as uncharacterized. NCBI's taxonomy places the organism in Eukaryota, Fungi, Basidiomycota, Agaricomycetes, Boletales, Suillaceae. The coding region runs from base 82 to 897 and encodes 271 amino acids. The record is from RefSeq and is a predicted model, not a curated record. The transcript has 3 exons.